AUGACCGAGUCGUUUGAAACGUUUUGUGUUGUCGACGUCCGACUGAUGGUGCACAACCAAGCCUACAUCUCUGAAGCAUACAUCAUGACCAUCGUUGUACUGCGUAUCAGAAGUGCUGACGGCUUCGUGCACAGCGGCCCCAGUCGAAUGGGUGACGACGUCGGCGGCUAUCGAGGUGGUGGUGGUGGUGGUGGUCAGACCAUCAUUACAAGUUACUCAAGCUCCACGGUCAAACCCGGAUCGUGCUCAUCGUUUCCCAUGGCCACCAACGUCCGUCAACAAACUUCAGCCACAACCUUCAGGUCAUCUAAACGAGGUCGAUGCUAUAAUAAACUGCGUCCAGCUGAGUACAUAUUCUGUGCUCAAGGAGAAGUGAACGUCACCCACGUACCUUUUCGUUGUCUCCAGAAACCUUAUAUCUGCAACUUCACCCUCGCAACGCCCAUCCUCCUCAUCCAAGCUAUUCAGUCACGAUAUCUAGCCGAGACGUUGCACGUCGCAUAUGAACGAGCCGAACAAGUCGACGAAACCUGA
Laccaria bicolor S238N-H82 is the source of this 534-nucleotide messenger RNA. RefSeq lists its product as uncharacterized. The record is from RefSeq and is a predicted model, not a curated record. The transcript is spliced from 4 exons. Lineage: Eukaryota; Fungi; Basidiomycota; Agaricomycetes; Agaricales; Hydnangiaceae. Bases 1 to 534 code for a protein of 177 amino acids.